AUGGCUAAGGUGUUAUGGGCCAUCAUCGCCGUGGCAGCAUGCAUUGUUAUGGCGGAGUCUCUGAAGUGUAAGACGUGCUCUGUGGGGCUGCUGGGGUCGUGCCUGCAGAGCUCUGAGCAGAACUGCACUGGCUCUGAGGACAGGUGUUUUACUGGAAAAGCAGAGUUCGACGUCUCUGGAGCGUUGAGUUUUGAGACCAGUGGUUGUCUGGCCAGCUCCUCCUGCGUGAACUCCACCGGCACCAUCCUGGGCGUAGGUUUCACCAUCACCCGAACCUGCUGUAGCACGGACCUGUGCAAUGCAGCCAGCACCACCCACCUCCCCAUCACCACAGCUCUCAGUGCAGCACUACUGGUGUCUGUCUGGGCCAGCGGAAUGUUCUAG
Messenger RNA from Clupea harengus (Atlantic herring), 384 nucleotides. RefSeq lists its product as uncharacterized. Gene Ontology annotation, cellular component: membrane. Gene Ontology annotation, biological process: sperm-egg recognition. The record is from RefSeq and is a predicted model, not a curated record. Lineage: Eukaryota; Metazoa; Chordata; Actinopteri; Clupeiformes; Clupeidae.